Molecule: messenger RNA, 1293 nt
Organism: Bacidia gigantensis
Lineage: Eukaryota; Fungi; Ascomycota; Lecanoromycetes; Lecanorales; Ramalinaceae
Exons: 2
Coding region: 1-1293 (430 amino acids)
Source: RefSeq, a predicted model, not a curated record
AUGCAACGCCUCCAACAGCGCACUCAGAAUGCUAUCAAACACGCAGACCGUCAGGCAAAGCUCAAGUACAGGCGCCGCAAAAUUGGCAACCGAUUGAUGGGGCAACUUGACCCAGAAUUUCCCCAGAGAUUGCAGAUCGAACGAGACAGAAAACGGGAGGAGAAGUUGGAGAAACGAAAAGAGCGGGAAACCAUGGAGCACUUUGCUAAGCAAUUCAAGAUCGGUGGCAGGGUCUGCCUGGUCGCACCUCGAGAUCCCGACAAUCUAGACCGGGGAAGAAUAUCUACUGUCACAGAAAUUAGGCAUGCCGAAAAAGCGUGUUUUGUGGAUGGACUCAGUGAUAUCUCAGACCUCGACGAUUAUGAGCGUUUCAGCUCACCCCAACCCAUCCCCAUGUCCAGUCUUCGCCCCGUAAAAACCAUCUGGAAUCCGAUCAUUCGUCGGCCAGAGGACAUUAUUAUGGGUCUUGAUAAAGAUAAUUAUCCCCUGGAGGAAUCUCGUGCCAUAGAUCCUAAAACACCUUUUUCCGAAGAAUCUACCGAAGCAGCUACGAAGCGAGCAGAAGAAGAACGAUACGAAGAAAGGGCUACCUUGGAAACAAAAGCAGAAAAGGAGGAGGAAAAACGUCUCAAGGCGAUGCGAAGGCCCAAAUGGCUAGGACCUGAAGCUUCACAAAAUAAUGAACAUGAUAUUGAUACCCUGCGUGUCGAUGUCGAGGCUAGGACUUGGACACCUAGCCUGAUACGUGUACCAUUCCCGGACGGCGUCAUAGAUGAGUUGAGAGGGAAAUACAGUCGUUUCAGAAAUAAUCACGAUCCGGAGUACAUUCAGAAGGUGGAGGAGAAUGAGAGGAAGAGACUUGCUCGGGAGGCUUACUUGAAAAAUGGUGGAAAUAUGCUCGUGAGCCCACUCAAGCAGCUUAGUCUCCAGGGGCAGAAGAAGAGGCAAGAUUCACAAGAGAGCCAGACGGGUAUGCCUAGCCCACAACUUCUUGAGUUGAUCGGAAGGAAGAUGGUGGAGAGGGGGGCAGUCAAGCCAAAGAUUGAAUUGAGCGAGGAAGCAGAAUCUUCUGCGGCGAGAAUACAGAAAUCUCUACCAAUUGCAGCCGCAGAGCAGGAUCGUCGGGUAAAAGAGAAAAAGAGGAUUGCGAGGGAAGCGGCGAAGCUAUACUGGCCAUUGAAAGGAUGGAAGGAGAAGCAGAGAAUGGGUGGCAAGAAGAUCACUCCGCCAGAGUUUCUGUCUGACAACGAUGCUCGAGGUGAUGCCACCAAGGUGAUCAGUGAAAGACGGUAA